Messenger RNA from Hansenula anomala, 288 nucleotides. It is a transcript of the gene COX19, whose product is annotated as Cox19p. The transcript has 2 exons. Gene Ontology annotation, cellular component: mitochondrial intermembrane space. Bases 1 to 288 code for a protein of 95 amino acids. The record is from RefSeq and is a predicted model, not a curated record. Gene Ontology annotation, biological process: mitochondrial respiratory chain complex IV assembly. NCBI's taxonomy places the organism in Eukaryota, Fungi, Ascomycota, Saccharomycetes, Phaffomycetales, Wickerhamomycetaceae.
AUGUCCACAGGAAAUCCAGGAAACUCAUACUCAAGUUACUCUCCAACACCACCAGAGCGUGGUUCAUUUCCUCUAGAUCAUGAUCAUGAAUGUUCAGAAAUAAUGGCUCAAUAUUUACAAUGUCUCAAGCUAGUCAAAGGUAAUAAUGCCCCAAAUUGUCGUCUAUUGGCUAAACAAUAUCUGGGAUGCAGAAUGGAUAACCAGCUUAUGGAGAGAGAUGAUUGGAAAAACUUGGGCUUACCAGAAGAUGAAAAUAAAGAGGUCAAGUCCCCAAUACAGAAGGAAUGA